GACACGACGACAAACAACGACACGACGACACAGAGACGAGAACAACAACAUUUCCUUAUUUUUCUUUGUCAAAACAGAAUCUAAAUAUGAACAGGAAACAUGAACAGAGACACAUCGCCCCUGUCUGUGCAGGUGCAGUCACCGCCCCUGUCUGUGCAGGUGCAGUCACCGCCCCUGUCUGUGCAGGUGCAGUCACCGCCCCUGUCUGUGCAGGUGCAGUCACCGCCCCUGUCUGUGCAGGUGCAGUCACCGCCCCUGUCUGUGCAGGUGCAGAUGGCGGACGGACGGCAGCGCUCCCUGUCCACUUCAGGAGAGUCUCUGUACUCGGUGCUCGGGCUGGAGCGCGGGAGCAGCCAUGACGACAUCAAGAAGGCCUACAGGAAGCUGGCGCUGCGGUUCCACCCGGAUAAGAACCCGGACAACCCGGCGGCGGCCGAGCGUUUUAAGGAGCUGAACAGCGCCCACGCGGUUCUGACCGACCCGACCAAACGAAACAUCUACGACGCCUACGGGUCCCUCGGCCUCUACGUCGCCCAACAGUUUGGAGAAGAACACGUCAACACCUACUUCAUGCUCUCGACCUGGUGGGCCAAGGGUCUGUUCGUAGUGUGCGGGGUGCUCACGGGUUGUUACUGCUGCUGUUGUCUCUGCUGCUGCUGUAACUGCUGCUGCGGGAGGCUCCGCCCACACGGCGAGGGGGCGGAGCCCGAGUACGUCUCACCCGACGACCUGGAGGCGGAGCUACGCAACGACGCCGACCCAGACGUGUCGGUGACUCAGCAGCCGAACGCCAGCGAGAAAACACAGCUGAUCGGAGACGGACAGCGUCGCUACGGAGACACGUACACAUGAAGACCAGACCGCGGCCAAUCGGAACGCUCAGACGGAACCCUGACCCCGCCCCCUGAA
Molecule: messenger RNA, 909 nt
Organism: Boleophthalmus pectinirostris (great blue-spotted mudskipper)
Lineage: Eukaryota; Metazoa; Chordata; Actinopteri; Gobiiformes; Gobiidae
Product: dnaJ homolog subfamily C member 5-like
Exons: 4
Coding region: 100-852 (250 amino acids)
Source: RefSeq, a predicted model, not a curated record